Molecule: messenger RNA, 2248 nt
Organism: Homalodisca vitripennis (glassy-winged sharpshooter)
Lineage: Eukaryota; Metazoa; Arthropoda; Insecta; Hemiptera; Cicadellidae
Product: asparagine synthetase domain-containing protein 1
Exons: 8
Coding region: 377-2227 (616 amino acids)
Molecular function (GO): asparagine synthase (glutamine-hydrolyzing) activity
Source: RefSeq, a predicted model, not a curated record
ACAUUAACACUAAUGGAAUGUUGUAUAAUUUUGGGGUUCUCAAUAUUUACUGUAAAUUAAUAAAACAUAAGUAAUAUGCAAGUCCAAUAUAUAUGCUUAUUGUAAAAUAUAAAAUAAUUAUUAGAUAAUAAGAUGUAUUAGAAGAUAAAACAAAACGUCAAAAGAACAAGUGGUUUUUUACUCCUGUAUUAACUCCUGAGACGUCUCAAUUCUUUCCACUCGUCAGCUGACCGAUCAUCGAUGUUUUGACAGUAAGACGUUAGACUCUUGGAGCUCUCUAAACAAUAAAUUACAGAAUUCACUUGAAUGUAGGUUAGUUGAGGUUAUGUUUACGUGUACCCAAUACGACUGUCAUUGAGAUUCUUAGACCUAGACUAUGUGUGGAAUAUUUUGUUCUGUAUACAGAAGCAAUGAAAAUCCCUUACAAUGCUGUGAACAAAUCAGGGAGCAUCGUGGUACUCAUAACAAUUCUAUUAAAGAAACACUUGGUCGGAGAGGGCCUGAUGCUAUGGAGCAAAUUACAAGAGUACUGACCAAAAAUUGGACUGCAACCAUAUUAGGUAGUGUCUUGUGGACUCAAGGGGUUCAGCUCAAAUCUCAACCUCUUCAAGACAGUGAUGGCAACUAUCUGUUGUGGAAUGGCGACAUUCUUUUUGGACAGUUGGAGAGGGACGAACCUUGUGAUAGUGAAGUGGUGUUCGAGCGGUUGAAGUCAGACCCUCUCACUGCUGUCACAGAAGUCGGAGGACCAUUUUCCCUGGUAUUCUGGCACAGUGAGUCACGACAGUUGUGGUUUGGGCGUGAUGUGUUGGGCCGCCACAGUCUGCUCUGGAGUGUCUCUUCUCGCCACCUCUUACUGACUUCAGCAGCUCACAGACAGUCAGAUCUGGAAGAGGUGCCUGCUCUGGGACUCUUCAUGGUUGAUCUCUCUAGCAGUCAGAAUAUUGCUAUUCAGUUUUUCCCUUGGGCUCAUCUGACAAUAAGUUUUUCCACAAUGUCCAAUGUUCCUGUGGAAGAAAAAUGUGAGUUGGUCCAUGCAGAAAUGGGAAAUGGCUCUAGUCAAAGAUCAUGGCUGGGUCUGGAGCCUGAGGAGGAGGAAUUGGCUGUGUACAAAAGUGAUUACACACUGGAGAGACUACUGCAGGAGCCCACAGUGCUGGAGAGAGUGGAGAAACUUCUAGAAGUGCUAACUCUUGCGGUAGAGUGUAGAGUCAGGAAACAACCUGGUGUGUGUAAAGACUGUGUGAGAGAGUUAGAGAAGUCAACUAACGAUUAUUUAUCUGAGAACAAGAUCUGUUCACAGUUCAGUUGUCAGCAUGAUAAGGACUGUAAACUGAAGUGUGAGAAUUGUUCAAAAGAAACAUUUAGUGUUGAGAAAAAGAGCUUUGAAGAAAAUUGUAAUCACUGCCAAUUAACUUGUAAACAUUGCAGUCUAGCUGUGUUGUUCUCCGGGGGUCUGGAUUCUACAAUUCUUGCUCUCUUGGCAGACAAGUUUACCUCGAAAAACAUCCCUAUAGACUUAUACAAUGUUGCAUUUCAACAAAGCAAAGACAGUUUCCAAGUGCCUGAUCGAGUAACUGGGUCUUCUUCUUUAGAAGAAUUGAAAAAACUUGCCCCAGACAGAACUUGGAAUUUUGUCCAGAUAGACAUUAGUCAGGAGGAAUUGGCAUCACUGCGCAGUUCAAGAGUGGCAGACUUGAUCUAUCCGUUGACGUCAGUGCUUGAUGAUAGCCUCGGUUCAGCCUUGUGGUUUGCAGCUCGAGGCCAAGGCCACUUAAAUGGUCAACCUUAUAUUUCUCCAGCAAGGGUGGUGCUAUCAGGACUGGGAGCUGAUGAGCAGCUAGGAGGCUAUACCAGACACCGCAACACUCUGAGACAUUCAGGACAGUGGGCAGCCCUAGGUCUAGAGUUAGUUGCAGACACUGAUUGUAUCGCCCGUCGCAACUUAGGCCGCGACGACCGUGUGGUGUGCGACCAUGGCCGACAGUUACGAAUCCCCUUCCUUGAUGAGCGAGUUGUCUCCUACAUUAACACUCUGCCCCCCUGGCACAGAUGUCAACCCACCCCUGAGGGCCCCCCAGGACUAGGAGACAAGCUCUUACUGCGUCUGCUAGCUCGUAGAUUGGGACUCGAGGCUGCAGCUGUGUUACCCAAGCGAGCCUUGCAGUUUGGUUCACGCAUCGCUAACAGGAAAGAAAAGGGAAACCAAAUCUCUCAGAGAUUAUGAAAUAAAUUUUUCUAUAGCUUA